Cuscuta campestris is the source of this 952-nucleotide messenger RNA. NCBI's taxonomy places the organism in Eukaryota, Viridiplantae, Streptophyta, Magnoliopsida, Solanales, Convolvulaceae. The record is from the annotation of a GenBank genome assembly.
AUGAUUGAGGUGGUCGGCCAGAAACGGGGUCGCCAGGCCGCCGCGGACGAGGCGAUGAAAGCAGCCGAGGCCAAGCAGAAGGAGCUGCAGGAGGAGGUCGCUCAACUCACCAGGGAGUUGGAGGAGAAAGAAAAUCGCUGCGCGGCGCUUGCUGCGGAGAAAGCUUCCCAGGAGAACCGCUGCGUCGCCCUUGAGGCAAACAAGGCCUCCUUGUCCUUGGAGGUAGAAUCUGUUUCUGCUCGAGUGGUCGAGCUGGAAGGGGAGAAAUAUGAUCUGAUCCAGCAGUUGGAGGUGGAGAGGAGCGAUCGGGUCCGCCAUGCAGAGGGAGCGGUAGAAUCCUUCAAGUCCUCUCCUGACUUCACGGUAGUCGCGAUGGAGCGGAUGGAAGAGCUAACGGCCGCUUGGCUCAAAACUGAACCUGGGGCUCAAUGGAUGGUCAAGGAGGGAACCAAGUCCUUCAAUUGCAGACUCUUCCAUGCCCAACAGGUCUUCCACGACAGACUGGCCCAGCUCCCUAAAGGAUUCUCUCUCCCCGACCCUUGGCUUCCCUCCUCCCUGCCGCUCCUUGGCCGAGUUCAACCCCAGUCCCUAUCUGGACGGGGGGAGCUCGAGCGCGUCGGAAGAAGAGGAAGAAGAAGAAGUGGAAGGUGGUCAGAGCGACCAGAAUCCAGGGGCCAGCUUAGCCACAUCCAAUGCGGGUGGACCUUCCGGCUCGGCCGUCUAAAUCCCCCAUUGUUCCCCCAUAGCUUUACCAACACUUGCCUCUCUCUUUUCCUUCGGAAUGAUUUGUCGUUUUGAUACAAUGCUCCUAUGUUGUUUGAUUUUCUAGAUUCACCAUGUGCUUUCUCUCUUUGGCACUUUACUUCAGCACUCUCUUUUUUUGAUUUAGCUGGUUAACAUGUAUGUUUUAGUUUGGGCCCAACUCCUAGUCCCGGCCCGUUUACCUGUCCGG